Messenger RNA from Cylas formicarius (sweet potato weevil), 871 nucleotides. It is a transcript of the gene Rpb5, whose product is annotated as DNA-directed RNA polymerases I, II, and III subunit RPABC1. The record is from RefSeq and is a predicted model, not a curated record. Gene Ontology annotation, cellular component: RNA polymerase II, core complex; RNA polymerase III complex; RNA polymerase I complex. The coding region runs from base 124 to 756 and encodes 210 amino acids. Gene Ontology annotation, molecular function: DNA-directed RNA polymerase activity; DNA binding. NCBI's taxonomy places the organism in Eukaryota, Metazoa, Arthropoda, Insecta, Coleoptera, Brentidae. The transcript is spliced from 3 exons. Gene Ontology annotation, biological process: DNA-templated transcription.
AAAGAAGAAGAACCAAGUAUAAUCGGCAUAAAGAUCCUUGCAGUCCUAAUCAAUAGCAGCAAAAAAACGGAAUAGGGUAUAGUUUUCUAGUGGUAUACUUUGUAAAUAUUUAAUUUUCAUAACAUGGAUGAUGAAGCUGAAACUUAUAAAUUAUGGCGAAUUAGAAAAACCGUGAUGCAGUUGUGUCACGAUCGAGGUUAUUUGGUUACACAGGAUGAAUUGGAUCAGACUUUAGAACAAUUUAAAGAACUUUUUGGAGAUAAACCAAGUGAAAAAAGACCAUCGAGAAGCGAUUUAAUUCUGCUAGUUGCCCAUAAUGAUGACCCAACAGAUCAGAUGUUUGUUUUUUUUCCUGAUGAGCCUAAAAUUGGUAUAAAGACUAUUAAAACUUACUGCCAGAGGAUGCAAGAUGAAAAUAUUCAUAGAGCUAUUAUUGUUGUCCAAGCUGGAAUGACACCUUCAGCUAAACAAUCAUUGGUCGACAUGGCACCAAAAUAUAUUUUGGAACAGUUUUUGGAAUCAGAAUUGCUAAUUAAUAUUACAGAACAUGAACUGGUUCCAGAACAUGUAGUAAUGAAUCCAGAAGAAAAACAGGAGUUGUUGGCUAGAUAUAAAUUAAAAGAAAACAUGCUUAUGAGAAUUCAAGCAGGAGAUCCAGUGGCCAGAUAUUUUGGAUUAAAACGGGGACAAGUGGUCAAGAUUAUUCGUCCGUCGGAAACGGCAGGCCGUUAUAUUUCGUACCGGCUGGUCUGCUGAAAGGGGGAGCCGUAACGUAACUGCAAGUUUUUACCGACUUUGCGGAGACACGUUUUUCGACCUUAUAAGUAUGAGUAUAUUUCUACAAUAUGAAUAAAGUUUCACUCUUUAAAAA